This is a messenger RNA of Anoplopoma fimbria (sablefish), 2239 nucleotides long. RefSeq names its product serine/threonine-protein kinase DCLK2-like. Gene Ontology annotation, biological process: protein phosphorylation; intracellular signal transduction. Gene Ontology annotation, cellular component: microtubule cytoskeleton. Bases 1 to 2238 code for a protein of 745 amino acids. Gene Ontology annotation, molecular function: protein kinase activity; ATP binding. Lineage: Eukaryota; Metazoa; Chordata; Actinopteri; Perciformes; Anoplopomatidae. The record is from RefSeq and is a predicted model, not a curated record. The transcript is spliced from 15 exons.
AUGUCUUUGAGUAAGACCCUCGAGCUGGAGCACUUUGACGAACGCGAGAAGGUUCGCCGUGGUCGCUCCACCCGCACCAAGAGAGAUGACUCCACUGGUGGCGGUGGCGGUGGAGGUUCUGGCCCCAGUUCCCGUGGCAGCAGCCUGGUCCCUAGCCCGGCCCACAGCGCCAACUGCAGCUACUACCGGACCCGAACCCUGCAGGCGCUCACCUCGGAGAAGCGGGCCAAGAAGGUGCGGUUCUAUCGUAACGGAGACCGGUACUUCAAGGGUCUGGUGUACGCGGUUUCCAGUGACCGGUUCCGGUCCUACGACGCGCUGCUGAUGGAGCUCACGCGCUCGUUGGCGGAUAACUUGCAUCUGCCGCAAGGAGUUCGGACGAUCUACACCAUCGACGGCAGCAAGAAGAUCACCAGCAUGGACGAGCUGGUGGAAGGCGAGUGCUACAUUUGUGCCUCAAACGAGCCUUACCGAAAGGUCGACUACACCAAGAUCUCCGUCCCGAGCUGGAAGCCAGGAGCAGCCACUGGUGCCGUCGCUGGAGCUGCGAGCUCGGGUCGGCCCUCCACGGCGUCCGCGGGGGUGUCGGCGAGCACCCCCGCCGCCCCCGCCGGCUCCUCCAGAGAUCGCCUCGAGGGCCGCGAGGGUCGCGAAGGUCGGGAGGGCCGAGAGAGCAAAGACUUCAUCAAGCCCAAGCUGGUGACGGUGAUCCGCAGCGGCGUGAAGCCUCGUAAGGCGGUGAGGAUCCUCCUGAACAAGAAGACGGCGCACUCCUUCGAUCAGGUGCUCGCCGACAUCACGGAGGCCAUCAAGCUGGACUCCGGGGCGGUGAAGAGGCUUUACACGCUGGAUGGGAAACAGCUGACAUGUCUGCAGGAUUUCUUCGGGGAUGAUGACGUGUUCAUGGCGUGCGGUCCAGAGAAGUUCCGCUACGCUCAGGACGACUUCGUGCUCACACACUGCACCAAAACACCGACUUUUGUUAACGAAUGCAAAGUAAAGGUGCCUCGCUCUACAGCUCAUCCAAAAACUACAACUCCCAAGACCCCUAGCAGCUCCAGCUUGACCUCCUCUAAGACUCCGCCCAGAGUCCCGUCCAGGUCAAAGUCUCCCGGCCCAGCCAAUGAGGCCUCAGGAUCGCAGUCAGCUGGGAAGUCGUCCAGGUCAAGCCCCUCCCCCACCAGCCCCGGAGCACGACGCAGCCUCAAGGUGUCUCCUCGUCGAGCUUCCUCCACGGAUGUAAACGGAGAGGCCGGAGAGUCCGAGCAGCCUGAUGACUCCAUUGUUGAAGUGAACGGUAAUCGCUCCGUUUCCUCCUCCACCAUCAACGAGAAGUACAAAGUGGGUAAAGUGAUCGGGGACGGAAACUUUGCGGUGGUGAAGGACUGCGUGGAGAGGUCGACGGGACAGGAGUACGCUCUGAAGAUCAUUGAUAAAGCUCGCUGCUGUGGGAAGGAGCACCUGAUAGAAAAUGAAGUGGCGGUGCUGCGGAGGGUUAAACAUCCCAGCAUCAUCCAGUUAAUCGAGGUGGACGAAACGCCGAGUCAGCUGUUCCUGGUGAUGGAGCUCGUCAAGGGCGGCGACCUGUUCGACGCCAUCACCUCCUCCACGAAGUACAGCGAGCGUGACUCCAGCGCCAUGGUGUUCAACCUGGCCGGGGCCGUCAAGUACCUGCACCGGAUGAACAUCGUCCACCGAGACAUCAAACCAGAGAACCUGCUGGUGUGUGAGUACCCGGACGGCACCAAGUCGCUGAAGCUGGGCGACUUUGGUUUGGCGACGGUGGUGGAGGGGCCGCUGUACACCGUUUGUGGAACGCCAACGUACGUCGCCCCGGAGAUCAUCGCUGAGACUGGAUACGGUCUGAAGGUGGAUAUCUGGGCGGCCGGAGUGAUCACCUACAUCCUGCUGUGUGGAUUCCCUCCAUUUAGAAGUGAGAACAAUGUCCAGGAGGAGUUGUUCGAUCAGAUCCUCAGAGGGAAGCUGGAGUUUCCGUCUCCGGACUGGGACAACAUCAGCCUCCCAGCAAAGAUGCUGAUUAGUCAGAUGCUGCAGGUGAACGUGGACACUCGAUUCACCGCCGAGGAGGUCCUGUCACACCCCUGGGUGACGGAUGAGGCUCCCGUAGACUCCAACAUUGUGAGCAGCACUGAAGAACAGACCAGUGGAGACGCUCUGGAUCCUGAGCAGGAAUCCCCAAUACUGGAAACCAAACAAGUUCCUUCACCUCUGGUUUAAA